This is a messenger RNA of Salvia hispanica, 1047 nucleotides long. Its product is annotated as dirigent protein 22-like. NCBI's taxonomy places the organism in Eukaryota, Viridiplantae, Streptophyta, Magnoliopsida, Lamiales, Lamiaceae. The record is from RefSeq and is a predicted model, not a curated record.
ACCACGUACAAAACCAAUCACAUCACAACAUUCUCAUAGUACCUAUCAAGUUCAAAAUAGCAAUAAAAACAUGGCGAAGCUAGCCUCAAUUGGUUUGAUGCUAACAAUCUCAUGCUUGCUCGCGUUCACGCUCAACAUGAGCGUGGACGCUAGAAAGCAAGAAGACUUUGUCGUCAAGGAAGUCACAGGCUUCCCUGACAGCUUUUGCCGUGGAAAAGAAAAAUUCAUAAAUUUCCGCGUCUUCGUCCAGGAUCUCAGUGUGAACCACCCCAACACCACAACGUACGACGUGGCGCAAGCCUCCAUCACCGCCACCUCCAAGACUGGAUUCGGCAAAGUCCGUGUCAUCGACGACCUCGUCACGGCCGGGCCGGCCGCCAACUCCAAGGCGCUCGGGCGCCUCCAGGGGCUCCUCACAAGAGCCGACCUAAACACGAUAGGUAUAGCGGUGAACCUCAACUUCUAUUUCUCGGCGGGGCCCUUUGCCGGCUACACGCUCAGCAUUCUCGGCCGGAACGAGAUCGCCCUGGCCCAGCGAGAACUCACGGUUGCCGGCGGCACUGGAGUUUUCCGAUUUGCACGUGGAUACGCAAUUCAAAAGACUAAUUCCACCAUAACUAAUGUAUCGGUGUUGGAUUAUAACAUCUACACAACCUAUUGCGCUACAAUCAAUGAGUCUACGCGAUCUCCACGGACGACCCAUUAUCGUUCGGGAAGAUCCUUGUCCUAGACGACGUGAUCACCGGAGGACCAGGGCUCGACUCGAAGGAGAUGGGGAAGUUUCAAGGAAUCAUAUAUGAAGGUGACAGCGAUGGCGACGAGAACCAGUGUGAUGUGAUCAAAAUGUGAGUUGUGAUCAAGAAUAAAAAGUGUGUUUUGGAAUAUACUACAUAUAUUUAGAUGCUGUGCAACGAGAAAUUCCAUACAUGUUUUUAAGUAAAUGGGCAUUGUAGUUGAAUGAUACUAACCUCCGUCUAUUAAAUAUGAUACUCCCUCCGUCCCAAUGUAUUAGACCAACUUUCCUUUUUGGGAUGUCCCAAUAUAUUA